CACACAUGGCACCACUACAUGUCUACAGACUACAACUGAGUGGUGAGUACUACUCCACAUAUUUAUCUAUUCGUAAGAUAAAAGAGACUAAAAGCCUAAAACCAACUCAAAAAAUGGCAGAGGAGAGCUCAGUAAAGCUACAUGGUAUGUGGGCAAGUCCCUUUGUUUUGAGAGUAAAACUUGGUCUCCAAAUUAAGGGCAUAAAAUAUGAGAAUAUAGAGGAAGAUCUUAACAACAAAAGUGAUUUGCUACUGCAAUACAAUCCAGUGUAUAAGAAAGUUCCAGUACUUGUUCACAAUGGCCGUCCUAUUUCUGAGUCUUCUAUCAUUCUGGAAUACAUCGACGAGGCUUGGCCUGGUCCCCCGUAUUUACUUCCUAAAGAUCCUUAUGAAAGGGCCAAGCAUCGCUUUUGGGCCAACUACUUCCAACAGAUAUCUGAAACUAUGGGCAAAACAAUGAUGAAAGAAGGUAAACUAACAGAGGAAAUGCUGAAUGAGUUUUGGGACAAGCUGGAUAUAGCAGAACAACUACUGAAGAAGGAGAUGUUCCCUAAUGGCAGCCCAUCCUUUGAAGAUAAAAUCCCAGGAUUCUUGGAUUUAAUGUUUUAUGCAUACUUUGGAACAUCUGAAACAACAGAAGAGGUUUUUGGUGUUAAAAUUGUGCCGCCACAAAGGUUUCCGUUAAUAAAAUCAUGGAUAAAGGCACUCAAUGAAGUUCCUUUUGUGAAAGAGUUGAGUCCACCAAGGGAUAAGCUGGCUGAACAUCUUAAAAUUGUGUUCCAUACUUUUCUAGCACCUAAGGCCUAAUUGUAUGGUCCUAUGCUCGGUUAUGUUGUUAGAAUAUUGUCUAUCUUCUGUAAGGCAGCUCAUAAUUGGUACUAGACUAAUAGGUCCUAUGAGUCUUAUGUAUUCCCAUUUUGCUUUUUUUUUUUGUUUGUUUGUAAUAAAUGAUGGUGAUGUAGAAUUUGAUCUAGUUGAGGGUAAAUUAUCUUAAACUUGAAGGAUGUUUGAUGAAGGGUUCAAUAUUUCAAAAUAGUAAGAAAUGACAAUAAAUUUAUCUUC
Messenger RNA from Amaranthus tricolor (Joseph's coat), 1061 nucleotides. Its product is annotated as glutathione S-transferase U9-like. The record is from RefSeq and is a predicted model, not a curated record. Gene Ontology annotation, biological process: glutathione metabolic process. NCBI's taxonomy places the organism in Eukaryota, Viridiplantae, Streptophyta, Magnoliopsida, Caryophyllales, Amaranthaceae. Gene Ontology annotation, molecular function: glutathione transferase activity. Bases 6 to 806 code for a protein of 266 amino acids. Gene Ontology annotation, cellular component: cytoplasm. The transcript is spliced from 2 exons.